Messenger RNA from Hypomesus transpacificus, 2905 nucleotides. RefSeq names its product amyloid-beta A4 precursor protein-binding family A member 3. Gene Ontology annotation, biological process: chemical synaptic transmission. Gene Ontology annotation, cellular component: dendritic spine; plasma membrane; cytoplasm. NCBI's taxonomy places the organism in Eukaryota, Metazoa, Chordata, Actinopteri, Osmeriformes, Osmeridae. The coding region runs from base 1 to 2178 and encodes 725 amino acids. The transcript has 10 exons. Gene Ontology annotation, molecular function: protein binding; amyloid-beta binding. The record is from RefSeq and is a predicted model, not a curated record.
AUGGAGUCCGAUAACUGUCCCGCCAAAGAGUUCUGUUCCUCAUCAUCAGAUGCCCAUUCAAACCUCAACUGUAAUGGAGAUUCUGUCGUUGAGGGAGGUCACCUUGCCUUUAAUGCUGCUUCUAGAGUUCCUAACCCAGAGUUUGAGGACUUGGACUCUUUUAACCUCAUAGAGCCCCCUCCACUGGACUGGAGAUCCGACUCAUCCAGCGAAGCUGGGUCUGUCCACGAGAUGGAUGACCCUACCUUCUCUCCCUCCUCUGUUACCGUGGAUACGCCUGAAGGUGGGUCGGCACUGCCCCUGGAUGUGAGUGAUGCUGCUGUUCUACCAGGAGUCAACCAGGUGGAGCUGGUGAAGAAAUUGCCAGAAGAUAGCAUGGAGCAAAGUUAUGGCGCCAGAGAACAAGUGGAGGAACAAGAUGGAGAUGAGAAGGUGGAAGAGGCAGAGAACUUUGGCGAUGAGGAAUUUGAGAAAGUGGAGGAGAGGAGGCCCGGUGAUGAAGACCACACUCGCAUCCAAGUUCUCCUGAACCGACUCCAACUCAUCGGAGAAAGCUCUCUCCAUGACGAUUCAACACUUCAAAACCCUUCGCUGGUAUACGCUGCCUCUUCCGACUUGAACCUUUCUGACCCUUCUCUAACAACAGGUGGUGGCACACUGCCUGUAGCUCCAUUACAAAACCAAGCCUCAGGGUUGCUGUUUUCAGAAAGCCACCAGCGAGACCUUGUAGGACUGCUGGAGUGUACAGAGAUAGGGGCUCCUCAGCAUCUAGAGGCCCAGGCUGCUAGAGGCCCAAGGGGGGACAUAGAUGCCGUCGUUUCAGUCUCCUACAGCCAGGAAGACGGCGAAAGGUUUUGGGAUCACUACGGGAACGGCCAGCAUCGCCUCAGAAAUGACUCCAUGGUUUCCUUACCAGAGGAUGAGGAUGAAGUCCCAGAACCAGUGUGGAUGAAGCUGGGAGAGGAGCCUCCAGAAGAGGCAGGUGCAGCGGAGGGCAGUGAGCAGAGGGCAGAGGACCACCCGGCCUAUAAAGAUGUGCCUGGCCCUUGUGACCCUGAAGACUUGUUGGAUGGGGUUAUAUUUGGAGCUAACUACCUGGGUUCCACUCAGCUGAAGUCUGAGAAGAACCCCUCCACCAACGCCCGCAUGGCACAGGCCCAGGAGGCUGUGGACAGAAUAAAAGCUCCAGAGGGGGAGUCCCAGCCAACGACAGAGGUGGACCUUUUCAUCUCCACUCAACGCAUUAAAGUGCUCAGUGCUGACACACAGGAGGCUAUGAUGGACCACUCUCUCCAGAUGAUCUCCUACAUAGCAGACAUCGGGAACAUCGUCGUCCUGAUGGCACGCAGGAAGCCGGCCGGCCGGAAAGAGCGAGACGCCAGCCAAGCGGUCAACUCCUCCGGCCCGCAGAAGAAAUGCUGCAUGAUCUGCCACGUGUUCACCUCCGCUGAUGCCCAGGUUAUAGCUCAGGCCAUUGGACAGGCCUUCGGCGUAGCCUAUCAGCAGUUCCUCCAAGCCAACGGGAUCAAGGCCAGCGAACUGAGGCCCAGCGAGUACAGUGACUACCUGGGCACACAAGAGCUUUACAACGGAGACCUGGUGCACUUCUCUGACUCAGACAACAUCAGAGAGGUACCCAUCUCCAAGGCUCCGGGGGAGAUCAUGGGGCUGGCGGUGGUGGAGUCUGGCUGGGGCUCCAUCCUGCCCACCGUGGUGGUGGCCAACCUGCUCCACGGGGGACCCGCCGAGCGCAGCGGGGCCCUCAGCAUCGGAGACCGCAUCAUGUCCGUCAACGGGACCAGUCUGGUGGGCCUCCCCAUAGCCACCUGCCAGAGCAUCAUCCGAGAUUUAAAAAACCAAGAUGGUGUAAAGCUCAGCAUCGUCCACUGCCCUCCCGUCACCAUGGCAAUCAUCAAGCGGCCUGACCCCAAGUUUCAGCUGGGUUUCAGUGUGGAGGAUGGCAUUAUAUGCAGCCUGAUGAGAGGAGGCAUCGCUGAGAGAGGCGGCAUCCGGGUUGGUCACCGCAUCAUAGAGAUUAACGGCCAGAGUGUGGUGGCCACACCGCAUGACAAGAUCAUAAACAUACUGACUAAUGCCGUCGGGGAGAUCCACUUGAAGACUAUGCCUGCCUCGACGUACCGCCUCCUGACAGGACAAGAACAGCCCAUAUUUCUCUGAGGCAGCUGACAUGGUUGCCUCUUUGCUUGAUAUGCUCACAUCACAGAUCCCUUACCGAGGCUACCCCGGACACCAUACUGAGGCUACCAGAUCCUAUACCGAGGCAACCACAGAUAGAAAUAUCAGACUGCAUGUGCACAUCGAGAGCUCCAUGUUGAAGAUUUCCUUUUCUAUAUGCAAUUGUACUAUAUUUUAAGGCAAUUGAAAUGCCACUGAACGUAACAGAGUAUUUUAAAAAGUGUAUAGAACUUGUUUGACAUAUCAUGAUGCAGCACAUUUCUAAACCCAGAACCAGUCAUUUUCUGCUUGUAUUUAUGAGAUGUUUUAAAGUGGAUUAUUACGUAAAUGCACAGUAGGAAAAUAUAUUUUUACGUCUGAACUAAUUAUUGCUUUUGUCUGCAAAAUAACAGCGUAAGUGCUUUUAUGACCAUGUCUUCCUACCUGCUUUGUUGCAGACAUGCCUCACACAGCUGUGCUUGGAACGGAGCGUUAUGUAGAAAAGGCAGAGCCUUAGGAAAUUUGUCUUUCAUCAGUGCUUUUUAACACCCUGUCACAAGUGCAUAUUAAAUGAACAUCUAUCAGUGUUACACAGUGGUUAUCUUUUAUAUAAAGGGAUUUAUUUGUUCCGAGAUCAUCCAUUGUGCUUAACAAGUGUGCGUUCCAUUCCUGUGCCUGAUAGAACUCUUUGAGUACUGUAUGCAGAAAUAAAAACACCCUCUCUACUUCA